AUGAGCAACACGGCAGACCCCUCGUUCCGAGAGGUGAAGGCGCGGCAGGGCGGCCCUACAACUCGGACUGCGGACUUGUUCCGCCUGGAUGGUCGCACCAUCAUCAUAACUGGCGGCGCCGGCUACCUGGGUAUCGAAGUUGCCCAGGCGGUACUGGAGGCUGGAGGCAACCCUGUGUGUCUUGAUAUUGUCACCAGUCCUCCCAGCGAACCUUGGAAUCAAUUGGAAAAGCUCGCCUCCAAGUCUGGCCAGCAGUUGUUAUACCAUCGCCUCGACGUGACCAACGAGAACAGCAUCACGACGGUAUUCAAAGAGCUCGUACCGACCCUCCACUAUCCCAUACGGGGCUUGGUAGCUUGUGCCGGCGUGUCCGACAACGACCCCGCGCACGAAUUCUCCAUCGAGCGCUUCCGCCGCCUCAUGGAGAUCAACGUCACCGGCACAUUUGCAGCGGCGCAAGCCGUGGCCCUGGAGAUGAGCAAGGCCGACGUGGACGGCAGCAUGGUCCUGGUCGCGAGCAUGAGCGGAACAAAUGUCAACAAGGGGGUCGACACCGCCGCGUACAACUCGUCCAAGUCGGCCAUCUUGCAACUCGCGCGGUCGCUGGCGGCCGAAUGGGGCUCGCGCAAGGGUAUGCCGCUCAUCAGGGUCAACAGCCUGUCGCCGGGGUACAUCAGGACCCCCGCCACCGCCGAGGCGCUGCUGAAGCCUGGCAUGGAGAACCAGUGGACGGGGGACAACAUGCUGUACCGCCUGAGCGCCGUGGACGAGUUCCGAGGACCGGUGCUUUUCCUCCUGGGAGAUGCGAGCAGCUUCAUGACGGCGGCGGACCUGCGGGUAGACGGCGGGCAUUGUGCAUGGUAG
Messenger RNA from Colletotrichum orchidophilum, 864 nucleotides. Its product is annotated as D-arabinitol 2-dehydrogenase. The coding region runs from base 1 to 864 and encodes 287 amino acids. The record is from RefSeq and is a predicted model, not a curated record. Lineage: Eukaryota; Fungi; Ascomycota; Sordariomycetes; Glomerellales; Glomerellaceae. The transcript is spliced from 3 exons. Gene Ontology annotation, molecular function: oxidoreductase activity, acting on NAD(P)H, oxygen as acceptor. Gene Ontology annotation, cellular component: intracellular anatomical structure.